Molecule: messenger RNA, 6461 nt
Organism: Trichogramma pretiosum
Lineage: Eukaryota; Metazoa; Arthropoda; Insecta; Hymenoptera; Trichogrammatidae
Gene: dtn
Product: transmembrane protein 132B
Exons: 14
Coding region: 37-4575 (1512 amino acids)
Source: RefSeq, a predicted model, not a curated record
AGCAGAAAAGGAACAAGCAAAAGCAGCAACUCGAGGAUGGAGCGCCGAGUAAAAGUAGCAGCGGCAGCAGCUCGACUGCAGAAUCUCUGCUCGCUGGCUUCCCUGCUCCUUUUCUUCCUCCUUCUUACGACCGAUGUCGCUGCCUCGGUGGAGGUGCACUUCGAGAGCAAAGACGGCGGUUUCUUCCUGAAGCACAGUCCGCGCCAGUAUUACCCGAGCAAUGUGCGACCCGACCUCAGCCUGUCGUCGAUCUUCUCGACGACCUCGGCGUCCACGUCGGCUUCCGGAUCCUCGUCGUCGUCGUCGAACGGACAGCAGCAGGCCGCGAGCUCGGUACUGUCGGUCGACAAGUUCACGGUGUUCCAGACGAGCGAGCCGGUCUCGGUGCGGGCCACCUACGGGCCCUUCAGCACCAAGCAGACCGUCCCAGCCAGGUACAUAGUGCCCGACCCGCUCGACGCACUGCCGGCCCAGAAUUUCGACGGCAAGAAGGCCGUGAGCAGCAGCAACGCCACCCUCCGAGACGUCCAGGAGAUCGGAGCUCGGCAUCUCGACAUGUCGGCCCACGUGGUGAGUUCGAGCAUACCCCGGGACUCUCCGGUGCUGCGAGUGCUGUUCCACGCCGGCAGCGAGGCGACGGGCCGACGACAGCUGCUGCUCGGCCGCCAACAGCGGGUCUGCGUCCUGCUGCACGCCACGCCGAGCAUAGUCCCGAGGGCCGCCGCCGAGGCGGGCUCGGACUUUGUCAGCGGGCCGCUGACCGCCGCCUGCACCCCGGACGGCCAGGACGGCGUGUGCCUGGCUCAGAUAACGAUACCGGCCAGCUGGUGGCCGCCUCUGCCGCCGCCCGACUCCGCGGGACGCGUCAAGCUCGUCAAGACGCUGCCACGCACGGUUCAGUUGUCGUACUCCGUGCUGGAGCCACGAGGCCCCGAGGACAGUGGCUCGUCGUCGUCGUCGUCACAGGGAUCGUCUCACCACACGCUGGACAGCGGAAGCGGCUCGUCGGCGGCCUCCUCGUUCUGCCAGCCGCGAGUCCAGAUCCAGCCCAUCACGCCGCUGGGCCAGGUGACCCUCGUGCCCAAUCGGGCCACUUACAAGGAGCUCAAGACGGACGAGUACCUGACGCUGCUCGUGCCCCACGGGCCGCUCUAUCCGAGGUCGAGGCUCCACAUACCCGUCUUCCUGCAGUCGCACUCGUCCAAGCAGGCCACGCAGGGUAGGCCGCCCGUCGCCGCGGUCGUCUUGAGAGCCAGAGUCAAGGCCGGAGUGAAGAUUUUGGACGCCUCCACGAGCAGUCCCGACUGGAUCGUCGAGACCGACAUCAACACAAAGAAUACCGCUGCCACUUUCACGGCGAGGCGCAAAGAAAACAUCUCCCGGCUGCCGAACGCCUCGGCCGAGGAAAUAAUGACGAUGCUGCUGGAGGCCAGCGAGGAGAGCGCCGAGAGCAAGGAACACGGCGGCGGCGGCCGUAUCGUCUGGAGCGUACGCUACGCUCUCGAAGGCGAGGAAGACAAUGUCUCGCUAUCGGGGCCGUUCCAGCUUACUCAGCCGCACCAGCAACAACAGAUGCAGCAACAGCAGCAGCAGCAGUACCAACAACAGCAGCCGCUGCAGCAUCAUCACCAUCACAAUGGACCGAGUGACCGAAAGAAGCUCCAAGCUCAUCUGGAAAUUCAAAAGGACGAUAUUCAGGCUGUUUUGCCGAUCUCCAAGAAUUGGGAGGUCAUCAAUACGGCGGUACUGACUGGCAGGCAGAUAUCGCAGGCAAUGAAAGUGUUUAUCGUCAGUCAAGCUGGCACCGUGGCUGACGUCACGCUCCAAUCAUCUUGUCAUUCCGAGGAUGAGAGCGUACUUAAGGUCUCAUCUUCGUGCAGCAGCGUGUACGUCGACGGCUCGGAAAUCCGUGGCUCGAGCAAUGCCUCGGUGCUCGUUAAAUACGGCACUUACACGGGUCUGGCUCGCUUCACAGUCUGGAUGCCCGAAUUUCCGUUGGAAGUGUCGGUGGUCGACACGCGUCUCAAUCAGAUCAAGGGCUGGAAAGUUCCCGAGGACAAUGUCUUGGCCAAGAACAAGCGCAGCAGCUUGUCCUCCGAUCUUAAUUCCAUCGUGUCCCGAGCGGACGCCAAGAAGCCCAGCAAGAUUAAGAAGCGCAGCGCCGCUCUGGCCGAGCAACCGCAAGUGGCCACCGGCGGCGACAAAGACGACGAGGCCGAUUACGAGGACGAAGACGAGGAAGAGGAGGAGGACGACGAGGACGAGGAGGGCGAGGACGAGGUGGACGAGCCCGAGGCCAUGGGCGCAGGAAGCGGCAAGAUGCGCUUCCGCAGCGCCGACAAGUGGGACGAGAUCAAUGCCAUCGAUAGAUCCUCGGCCAGCAGCAGCUGUCGGCUGCGUUUCCAGCAGAGCCCCGUCGAGGUGCACGCCCGAUUCCUCGCAGCCGACCACGACUCCGGUAGAGUCUCGUACUUCGUGAAUCGUCGCACUUGGCUGCGCGUCACCGACCUCGUCGCGGGACUCCUGCGAGUCUCCGACCCACGAAUCGCCACCUUGCUCCAGGGCCGCAUCGUCCAGGGACGCGGAAUCGGACGCACGGAGGUGCAGGUUCUAUCGCCGAUCACCGGCCGCGUCAUCGGCGCCCGGGAGGUCCGAGUCGGCAACGAUCGCGUGGCCAUAACUCAGCUCUCGGUGAAAGUCGUCUCGGGGCUGCAGCUCAGCAUCACUCCGGACUCGGCCAUCGAGAACGGCUACGUCGCCGAGACAUCCGUCACGAGGAAGUUGACGGCGCAGUACCAGGAGGGCCUGUUGGAUAUCGAUAUCGAAUUCUCCGACGGCGCGAGGACGCCCCUGAGGGAGAUUGCGGUGUCGAAUUAUCAACUGGUCGUUGAGAGUCUCGAUCCAGACGUGGUGGCGUUCGCGCCCAUGGCAGCUUCGCAUCAUCCGCGCGUGAUAGCCGUCGGCGAGGGACGCGGCGAAUUGCUGCGAGUGAGUCUUCAGCUGGCCGACGCAUGUCGAACGUCCGGUCGUCGCGGCAAGUCGUCGAGUUCGCCGCAAGCCCGAGCCUCCACUGCAUCUUCAUCGUCGUCCUCGUCGUCGUCGUCGUCGGCGGCGUCGUCAUCCUCGGCGUCUUCCAACGUGGCAACGCCCCUUGCGUCGGCGACCGCCAACGUCGAAGUGGACUUUGCAUCGAGUGACUUGCCCAGCCGGCCCGAGUUCGUUCAGAACGACGGGGGUGGCAAUUUGGGUUUGAGCGCUCAUCAUCGCGAGAGAAAAGCCGGAAACAGAGAAAUGGCUCCGGAUCUUCAGGACAUACUCAUUGGCAUGGGAGGCGUGGGUAUUCGUCCCAACACCGACCACCACAUGACCCCGCUGGAAAUAGGCAUGUACGUGCUCUUGGCCGCCUUCUGCUUCGCCAUCGUCGUUUUUGUGGGAGCCUGCGUGGUCUACGCGAGCAAGCUCAAGCCCGUGUCGCCGACGAAUUCCGACUCAGCGGCUCUGCCGGUGCUCGAGGCCGCCCGCGCCGCCGCCAGCCAGUUCGCCAGCAAUCACAAUCUGCGACCCAACAGGCAGCCCCGCGAGUCCACGACCAAUGCCCACGACUGGGUAUGGCUCGGCAGGGCGACGCUCGAACGUGCCGCGUGUGCUCCCCAGCAGGUAAGAGUAACGAGCAAUCCGCUUGCUGCCGAACCCGAAGAAGAAGCUUUGAAUAGCUUCGAUAAUCCGCAUCACGUCGAAUUGCCACCGGCUCGUUCGAGUAGCUCGGCCUCGGCUCCUAUCGACUCCACGACUUAUUGCAAACGAGACCGCCAACAUCGUGGCUUAUCUUCCAAAUCGUCCGCAAGAAGCACGAGCCAUCUUCGCGACAACGGAAAUAACGAAACUGCAGCGCCACCCUUGCCACCCCACAAAAUAUCAUCGGCCAUGUCGGACAACGGCAACGAAGAUUACAAGCCACCGGUACCUCCCCAUCGAGGUAGCCGUCUCAUGCCGGAGACGCCCAAACGUCAUCGUCACCAUCAUCAUCAACGCGCGGCGAGUAGUAGUAGCAAUAAUGCUGCAGCUGCAACAGCUGCUCCGGCGUCGAACCCCAGCAAUGGCUCGGAUCAUCAUAUGCCGAGGUCGCGUCACGAAUCCUCCAAGCAUCAUCAUCAUCGCUCGAAAUCGGGCAGAUCACGAAGUAGCAGCAACAGUGCAGCAGUGUCCAACGACGUGAUCAACGACAAAGAUAAAAAUUCCAACGCUGAUGAGAUUUUUGUAGAAGUCCGUGGCAAAUCGGGGCGCAGCAGGGACGUCGAAAUCCGUCAUAAAAGAGGUCGUUCGCGCGAAUCGAAAAGAGCCACUGUUGUAGGAAAUCCGAUGUUCGUUUCAUCAGAUUCAUCGAAUAAUUCGUCGUCGGGAAAUACGUCGCAAAACGAUAAUAACCAACAACAGCAGCAACCACAGCAAGAGACAUCGGCAUCAUCGAUUACAGCCCCUACUACUGGUGGCUCGACGUUGGACGAACUAAAUCUAGACAUGGACUACAAUCAAAUCAUGCAGUAUUUUGACAAUUUAAAAGAAUCGAACGCCUAGGGCAGGCCUAAAUGCGUAGCUAUCACGGAGCUUAACGAAGGUCGUUACGAUAAUAAUGACCAUGACAAUGAUUAUGCUCGUCAGCUAGCGCAAUAAGAAUCGUUUUUACAUAACGCACAUAAAAUCGGACUUUUCGGCUUAAAUCGAUAGAGAAUUUGUUUAAAAAAAAACUGAUGAAUUGUAGUUUGGCACUUUGAGAACCAGUUCGAACACAAUGGUUAUUCGACCCCAUUUAUUGAAGAAAAUAAAAAAAAAAUUAAACAACAGAAACGAUGAGCAAUAAGUAUGAGGGUAUGUAAAAAAGGGUUAGUAGGUAUAGAGUAAAAUCAGAAUGAGUCGAAGGGUGGUUUUUAAUUGUAGUUUGAAAGAUUAGAUGCGUAAAGCAUUUAUUUCUUUCCAAGAAUAUCAUUUGUCUAAUUGACAAAUUGUGUCUAGCUUAGGCGCUCGAGUCGUUUCUUAUCUAGUCAGCUUUGAUAGUGCGAAAACGUAUGAAACAUAAUUAUCGCGUAUGAUUAAAAGUAAUGAAAAGGGAAAUUUUCGUGUUACCCUAAGCAAGAAGAAUAAAAUUUCCAAUGCAGAAAAAUCUUUUACUAGUAUUUGCAUGAAGAUUUAGGUGAAAAAAAAACACUAAUUCACAAUGCAUUUAAUAUAAUAUCUUACACACGCUCACGCUCUCAUACACCCGAUUUAUCAAUAUAAGUAUAUAAACGAAGAAAAUAUAUAUAUAUAUUUGCAUAUAAAAGAGACUGAAUGAAUGCGAUGCUUUUAUACGACGACAUCGAUGGGCUGAAAGAAAAUGAAAAAGCCAUAACUUUCCCACAUAUGCGUUAUGCGCUUCUAAAUAAACUCUGUAUGCGUGCGUGCAAGUUGCUCAAGACUAAUUCGUAUCGCAGGGUUUUACAAGCUGUUAUAAAUUUAUAAGCUUGCGAAAUUUUCGAGUUGUCUUGGUGUACUUCAUCUUUCGUUGUAACGAGUGUAACAAGCCUUUCUUUCAACGCGUGAAUCGAAAAAGGCUCACUCGUUCUGGAAUACGUAUAUUUUAUUAAGUCGAAUAGAUGAUUAUUAUAGUUUUUUGUACAAAGAAAUGAUUUGUAUAUACUUGCGAUGUAAUAUAUUAUUUCAAUUUGUGUGAUUAAUCGUGGCUUGAACGAUUCACUUGUACUUCAUGAAUAUUUGCAGGCGAGAUUAAUGUAAUGCGUAUGAAUGGUAUAUUUUCGGUCCCGUAUUCAGUUGACAUAAUUAAAGGAAUGCGUAGUAGGUGUGUGUCUUCAGUGCUAGAAUAACUUCUAUAAGUAUCAAAAGAAUAAGGCUUACAGUGUAUUGUAUAAUAUGUGUUCAAUUUAACACGAGCGACUUGUUUGAAAAUGUUUAGGAAAAAAGUUAUAUAAAUAUUACGCUGGAGAUGUUCGGUGGAAACUACUAAUAGAACAAAUAGCUUAUACGCCUCGAUAUUAUAUAACAAACCCAGUAUUAAUAUAAAAGUAAAUAUUGAUGCGUGAAUGCUUCAAUUAAAUCGUGAUUGGGUAGAUAUAGCUUAUAUUUGGUACGGCAGUACAUUAUAUGUGUACGAGCAACGAUUCAAUUUUUAUAAAAGGUAUGAAAAUAAUCUAUUCACAGAUUUAUUAUAUUUAUUACAAUUAUGAGAAAUAUGGUUUUAAAUGAUAAUUGAAAAUUGGUUGCUUUUAUUAAGAUUUAUUGAAUAUUCAACUGUCUAUGACUGCAUUCACUGCCUUUUGUUAUGUCUCCGGAAAAAAUGAAUUAUAAAAAUAUUACUCUGGUUCAAUGAUAUAUUGUUAUACUGUAUCGGUUGUCACUGCACAUGAUCUGCCGUACGUUGUGAUGUUUAUAAAUGUUUAAAUUUUAAGACUGUAUAUAAUAUACGAUAA